Messenger RNA from Hibiscus syriacus, 1539 nucleotides. Its product is annotated as piriformospora indica-insensitive protein 2-like. The record is from RefSeq and is a predicted model, not a curated record. The coding region runs from base 72 to 1442 and encodes 456 amino acids. Gene Ontology annotation, cellular component: plasma membrane. Gene Ontology annotation, molecular function: protein binding. The transcript has a single exon. NCBI's taxonomy places the organism in Eukaryota, Viridiplantae, Streptophyta, Magnoliopsida, Malvales, Malvaceae.
GGCGCCAGCAAAUCAAUAGGAAAUCUUCUUCUUCUUUUGCUUUGCUCUCUUUCAUCUUUUCACCCUCAAGAAUGAUGGCUGUUCUUCUCAAGCGCCUUCUUUUCUUCAGUCUUGUGUCCACUCUGGUUACCAUUUCAUUGCAGCAGGAGCAACCUGUCCUCAACUCGGCUGAGCAGGACUUGGUUUAUCGAGUUCUCUCCUCCAUCAACUCAGCCAUCCCUUGGCAUACUCUUUUUCCCGAUGACCUCUGCUCUUACCCUCCUCACGGCGUUGUUUGUGAUUAUUUCACCGACCCCACAACGAAAAACGUUACCGUUCAUAUCACGGAACUGAGUUUCGGGUACGUUUCUGAUUUUACACCAAACCCUCCUUGCUAUCCCGAUUCCACUUUCAGCCCUCUCCUUGUCACUUCCUUCAAACAUCUGCGCAAGCUUUUCUUCUACCAGUGCUUCACCAAAACUCAAGUUUUUAUCCCCGAGAUCCCCACUACUUUUGGUUCCUCUCUUGAAGAGCUUGUCUUUAUAAAUAACCCUGCUUUUGUUGGUCCUAUCAGUGGCAUCAUCCGAAAUUUCACAAGCUUGAAGAGGUUGGUUUUGACUGGAAAUGGAAUUUAUGGGAGCAUCCCAGAUGCAAUUGGUGAUUUGGUUAACGCUGAAGAGAUUAAACUGUCGAGAAACAAGCUCAGUGGCAACGUUUCUGUUAGUCUAUCGAAGUUAAAGAAGCUGAAAGUUCUCGACUUGAGCGGCAAUGGAUUCAAUGGAAAUGUACCUUGUACGGUUGGUAAUCUCCCUGAGCUUUUGAAGCUGGACUUGAGUUCUAAUGGGUUUUCUGGUAAAAUCCCAGAGAGCUUGAGUAACUUAAAAGCUCUUGAGUUUUUGGAUUUGAGUUAUAACCGUUUUGGUAACUUUGGGGUUCCUCCGUUUCUUGCCGAAAUGCCCGGAUUGAAGGAGGUGCAUUUGAGUGGGAAUUUAUUAGGAGGGGAGAUACCGGAAAUAUGGGUGAACCUAGGGGGUAUUGUAGGAAUAGGAUUUUCCAACGUGGGAUUGGUAGGUGAAAUUCCAGCUUCCAUGGGGGUGCACUUGAGAAACAUGUGUUAUCUGAGCCUUGACAACAACAAGCUUCAAGGGAAAGUGCCCAAGGAGUUCGGGUUUCUGGAGUUUGUGAAUGAAAUCAAUCUGGAAAACAACAAUCUUAGCGGAAGAGUUCCUUUUUCUGCUAAUUUCACUGCUAAAGUUGGUGAAAAGUUAAGGUUAAAUGGCAAUCCAGAACUGUGUGUUGAUGAGAAAUGGAGCCAUGGGAAAAACUUUGGGGAAUUGAAGAAAUGCUGCAAUCCAGACAUUUCCAAGCCUGUCAUCUUCAUUGGGACUUCUCAUUCUAGGAUGUUAUCAUCUUCUUUUCUUGUUUUAUUUCUAUUUUGGGCUCUUUUCAUAGUUUUUGUUUGAUUGAUUGUCAUCAAAAUGCAUGGGAAAAAAGAAUACUAAUAGAUAUUACAGAAACAGGUUGCUUGAAUGAAUGGAAAUUUUUGGCAGUUCACUAGAA